Messenger RNA from Pelodiscus sinensis (Chinese soft-shelled turtle), 2718 nucleotides. RefSeq names its product VPS26 retromer complex component A (gene VPS26A). Gene Ontology annotation, biological process: intracellular protein transport. NCBI's taxonomy places the organism in Eukaryota, Metazoa, Chordata, Testudines, Trionychidae. The record is from RefSeq and is a predicted model, not a curated record.
CUAGCUGGAGCUGUUGCUGGUUGGGGUCUGAGGGGAAGUGGCCAUGAGUUUUCUUGGAGGCUUUUUUGGUCCUAUUUGUGAGAUUGACAUUCAUCUUAAUGAUGCAGAAACACGGAAAACAGCAGAAAUUAAAACUGAAGAGGGCAAAAUAGAAAAACACUUCCUCUUCUAUGAUGGUGAAUCUGUUUCAGGAAAGGUGAACAUAGCCUUUAAACAGCAUGGAAAGAGGCUAGAGCACCAAGGAAUUAGAAUUGAAUUUGUAGGACAAAUUGAACUUUUCAAUGACAAGAGCAAUACUCAUGAAUUUGUAAACCUAGUGAAAGAACUGGCCUUACCAGGAGAACUGACACAAAGCAGAAGUUAUGACUUUGAGUUUAUGCAAGUUGAGAAGCCAUAUGAAUCCUACAUUGGCGCCAAUGUCAGAUUGAGGUAUUUUCUUAAAGUGACAAUAGUAAGACGACUGUCAGACCUGGUAAAAGAAUACGACCUUAUUGUUCAUCAGCUUGCGACAUAUCCAGAUGUUAACAACUCUAUAAAAAUGGAAGUAGGCAUUGAAGACUGCCUGCAUAUAGAAUUUGAAUAUAACAAGUCGAAGUAUCACUUAAAGGAUGUGAUUGUUGGAAAAAUUUAUUUCCUCUUAGUAAGAAUAAAAAUUCAGCACAUGGAAUUGCAGCUGAUCAAAAAGGAGAUCACUGGAAUUGGGCCCAGUACCACAACGGAGACAGAAACCAUUGCUAAGUAUGAAAUAAUGGAUGGUGCACCAGUCAAAGGUGAAUCAAUUCCUAUAAGACUUUUCUUAGCAGGCUAUGAUCCAACUCCUACAAUGAGGGAUGUGAAUAAAAAAUUUUCAGUGAGAUACUUUUUGAAUCUAGUGCUUGUGGAUGAAGAAGACAGACGGUACUUCAAACAACAGGAAAUAAUUCUUUGGAGAAAAGCUCCUGAGAAACUGAGGAAACAACGAACAAAUUUUCACCAGAGAUUUGAAUCUCCAGAACCACAAGCAUCUGCUGAGCAACCUGAAAUGUGAACUAGUAUUGGAGAUGAAAAAACUAUUGACACUUCAGCAGGUUAAAGAUGGCAGCAGCCUGUGGGAAAAGAGAAGGCAAAAACUCACAUUACUACUGUCUUCCUUCAUCUUACAGUGCUGCAUUUACUGUGUUACUAAAACAUUCGUCAAGCAAACAUUUAAGUGUGUAUAUACAUUUAAAAUAAAGUGCUUUCUCAAACACUGGAACUUUCUUAAGCUACUAUUUUAUACUGCACAUUUUACUUUUAUUUGAUAAUGUUAUGCUCUUGAGAUGCAUAAAACUUAGACAAAUCUAGUUAUAUAUUUCCAUGCAUGUAGGCUUGUAUAUUUAUUUUUUGCUAAUCACUUAUAAUAUGUAGAUUAAAGCAUUUCUCCCCUUCAUGUCAUUUAUCGCAUGCAUACUUCCAAUGCUGCUAAUCUGCACUUCUUUUGAAACCAAUAGAUAAGUAUACUUGUCUAAAUUACACUAAAAAUCUGGGUUUAUGGUGGAUCUUUUGUCCUAAGAAUGCCUCAUUCUAUACAUAUAAUUGUUGUUCAACACUUUAUAAACCACAUACAUAUACAUACCACAAACUUACUGUACUUGUUUGGAGUCUUUUAAGACCAUACCGUGGUUCUCAGAAGACUUGAAUCUUGCAUCUUUCACAAGAAUGUUCACAAAUUUGUUCCCAAGAUUAUCCUUUUAGAUUUGUGGGGGCUCUUAUAAUUUACUCUAACCAUAUCUGUUUUUACUUAGAACUUCCAGAAACAGUUUACUGACCAGUCUGUUUUUCUAGUAAGUGUGAAACUCAAUUUUCCCACCCAUUGCUGUUUUUCCUUUAACUAAGAUGGUGCAGGGAUGGAAAUGUUUUAACAUAGCUGAUUCUUAAUGAUUAAACAAAGACAGUGUUAUGUGCUCAAAAUCAGCUUUUUACAUGCACAAUAUUUACUCAUCUCCUCUUGUAUUCAUAAAUCUACCCACUCUUUGCCGCUUACUCCUUUGCCAUCCUUGGGAAGGAAGAAAAAUGACAGCCUCUCAGAACAUACUUACUCUUGUUCAUCUAGGCCUAUAACUGAGUAGGAGACAACUUUUUUUUUUUUAAAUUGGCUGCGUUCUGUAAAUGUUCAGGAAUUUGUCAGGAUAAAACAGAUCACUUUUGUUUUGAUCAUCUCUUGUCUGAGGUUAGUCUUUGAACAAAUUACUUAAAGUUAGCCUCCAUUUGUUCACAAUCACGUAGUCUGCUAUCAGACAUAAUAUAUGUGGAUUGAGCACAACAUGAAGCCUGCUGUGUGGAAGGCUACUUGCAAUUGUAGUUCACUUGGACAAGACUCUUUCUAAACUUCAAUGCAAGUGUUAUUGGUUGACCUUACUUUAUGAGUAAGCAAAAUAAUUGAAUUACACUUCUGUAAAAUGUUUUACUACUAUGGCACUUUGAUAAAGCAGAUGAAGAUUCUGUGUAGUUAUACUGAAUAAUUCUCUUAAAUGUGGACGAGUGCAAAUUUAACUCCCUCGUGUAAGUGCCUGUUCAGAAUUUUUUUAAAAAAAUGCCAAAUAUUUUCACGAUCACUUGCAUGUUGUAAUCUGGAAACUAUUACAAGAGACUUUGAAAAUCGAUUGUAUUUAACCUGCCUCUGUGCAACCAUGUAUAAUAAACAAGAAACACACUGAGCCUCUAUUUGAGUUAUUAAAGUAGCUGUAUUAUCACUAAAAA